Miscanthus lutarioriparius is the source of this 306-nucleotide messenger RNA. Lineage: Eukaryota; Viridiplantae; Streptophyta; Magnoliopsida; Poales; Poaceae. The record is from the annotation of a GenBank genome assembly.
AUGGCGCAACAGAUGGCUUACCAGCAAAGCCUGCAGCAGCACUACAACACUCAGAUGCAGAACAUGGCCAGCUUCUUCCAGUCCAUGCAGACGCCCGGGGCGUCUACACCGCCUCCUCUUCCAAUGUUCGCUCCACCGCCUCCUCCUCCAGAGUUUUUUCCUGUGCCUGCUCCUGUCGCUCCUGGAGGGACCCCGGUACAGUCGGCGGGUUCGAACUUGUCUCCUGGAGGUCCCGGCCAUCAGAUGAUGUCGUAUCCACCACAUCAUCAAUAUCUGGAUCGUAGCAAUAGACAUUCAAAUAGUUAA